UGCUGCUUUCAGUUCACUUUUCUUUUUUUGAACCAAUUUAAGUGAAAACUAUCAUCCAGCGAUCCCUCGGGGGGCCCUCUGUUUAACUGUCGUCAAGUAACUGGCUCUCUCAUUAAUUGAUUGGCUACAACUGAUCAGCCUGCAGUGUUUUUCUUUAUGAGCAAGAGCAUCUACGAUUUAACUCACUGGAUAUCAGUGAAAGACGAUCAGCGAAACAUAAGCCGAUUCUAAGGCCAGGCGCCGACAGUUAACUAUUACCGACCAGCAUUCCUGUAGAAUUAAACCCUUGGAGUGAAAUAGUAGGAUUUUCUUACCACGAAAAUGUCAACAUCAAACAGAAAUAAAACGACGGAGCAAAACCUGACAGAUUCAUGCUGGGAAAUUUUACAAGAGGGUUUACAACUGCAAUUGACAAUACUGUUGGUUUUGAACAUUUUCCUCGCCAUUGUGACCAUCCUGGGGAAUACGCUGAUUCUUGUUGCCCUACAUCACGAGUCUUCCCUUUAUCCGCCGUCCAAACUCUUGCUCCGUGGUUUGGCCGCGAGUGAUCUAUGCGUUGGACUGAUCUUCCAGCCUAUUUGUGGUGCCUUUUGGAUAUCAAUUUUAGUAAAAAACUGGACUUUGUGUCGAUAUUCUAAAGUGCUACGUUUUAUCCUGGGUUACCUCCUAGGAUCUGUGUCUUUGCUGACCUUAACUGCAAUCAGCGUUGAUAGACUACUCGCCUUGUUGUUAAAGUUGAGAUACAGACAUGUUGUCACUUUAAAGCGAACAUCUUUGAUUCUUGUUCUCAUUUGGGUGCUUUCCACAUUCGCUGCAGUCAUCUCACGAUGGAACGGCAGUAUCACAACAUGGUAUGGCUACAUUGGAAUAUCACUGUGUUUAGUGUUGUCAUCUUUUUCGUACUCAACGAUUUUCUGGAGACUCCGCCAACAUCAAACUCAACCACAAGUGCAGACAAAUGAGACAAGUCCACUGAACAUCACGCGAUAUAAAAGGGUAGUCGCGAGUGCACUGUGGCUGCAAUUGGCAUUAAUAACUUGUUACCUACCAUACCAAAUUACUGAUAUUAUAUACAAUCUGAACGAUCUCACACCAUCAGUUUUUCUCGCUGCUCAAUACAGUAUCAUUUUAAUCUACUUGAAUUCAGCAUUAAAUCCCAUUUUUUAUUGCUGGAAGAUCGCUGAAGUGAGACAAGCAUUGAAGGACACAUUAAGGAAAUUGUGCUACUAA
This is a messenger RNA of Stylophora pistillata, 1230 nucleotides long. RefSeq names its product adenosine receptor A3-like. Gene Ontology annotation, cellular component: membrane. The record is from RefSeq and is a predicted model, not a curated record. Gene Ontology annotation, molecular function: G protein-coupled receptor activity. Gene Ontology annotation, biological process: G protein-coupled receptor signaling pathway. NCBI's taxonomy places the organism in Eukaryota, Metazoa, Cnidaria, Anthozoa, Scleractinia, Pocilloporidae.